AUGUCCCACUGUUUCACCAACAGGAAGACAGAGGUGUUGAAGAACUUCCUGAAGAUAGACUGGAAUGAGGAGGAUGACAAUGAUGAUGAUGAUGAUGAUGAUGACGAUGAUGAUGAUUUGCUGGGUCAUUACCCGCUUAAUCCAAAUGAACUGGGCAUGAGCACUAGGAAGAGAGAGGAGCUGGUGGACUUCCUGAAACCAAAAUUUUUAACCAAGAAUAUGUACAGUUGUUUUGAUAACAGAGAUCUCCAAUCGCUUGAUGUAUUUCUGAACAAAGCCAUGAAGAAAUCUCUCCAGAGUAAAAAUGGCCACCUGGACCUGUUUGUUCGCUUCCUUCAUGGCCUCUCUUUGGAGUCCAACCAGAAUCUCUUAAGAGGUCUGCUGGGUCAGACAGAGAUCAGUUCAGAAACGAUCCAGAGAGUCAUCAACCACCUGAAGGAGAUGAACAGUGAUAAAAUCUCUCCUGACAGAAGCAUCAACAUCUUCCACUGUCUGAUGGAGAUGAACGACCUCUCAGUACAUCAGGAGAUCCAAGAGCUCCUGAAGUCAGAGAACAGAUCAAAGAAGGAACUCUCUGAGAUCCAGUGCUCAGCUCUGGCCUUCAUGCUGCAGAUGUCAGAGGAGGUUCUGGAUGAGUUGGACCUUCAUAAGUACAAAACAUCAAAGCAGGGACGACUGAGACUGAUUCCAGCUGUGAGGAACUGCAGAAAGGCUCGACUGAUUCAGUGUCGACUCUCAGAGACUCACUGUGAAGUUGUGGCCUCAGCUCUGAAGUCCAACCCCUCCCAUCUGACAGAGCUGGACAUGAGCAACAACAACCUGAAGCAUUCAGCAGUGAAGCUUCUGUGUGCUGGACUGGAGAGUCCAAACUGUCGACUGGAGACUCUGGUGUGA
Molecule: messenger RNA, 894 nt
Organism: Oreochromis niloticus (Nile tilapia)
Lineage: Eukaryota; Metazoa; Chordata; Actinopteri; Cichliformes; Cichlidae
Product: NLR family CARD domain-containing protein 3
Exons: 2
Coding region: 1-894 (297 amino acids)
Source: RefSeq, a predicted model, not a curated record